AAUGUGUGCCAGAAUUUUAUUAUAGAGAAAAAACAAACCAAUUAAGCACUAGAUAGUUCAAAUUCAAUGUCUCUUUCUUUGAUUUCUGAUUCGAUUCAUCUAAUCUGCGCCGAUCUUCGUCUCCGUCAAUCUCCGUCGCGGUCAUUUUCUCUCUCUUCCCGUAGUAAGCAGUUCUCUAUCCACCAGUUAUCUCAGAUCUCACGCUCGAUCAAAGUCACGGCAAGAGGAGACGGCGCUAUGGAGACGACGACGGCGAAGGAGACAGUUUCAGGCGGUGUUCCUAACAACACGAUGAAGCUAUUGUUCGUUGAGAUGGGUGUAGGUUACGAUCAACACGGGCAAGACGUGACAUCUGCGGCGAUGAAGGCUUGUAAAAAUGCGAUUUCUUCGAAUUCGAUUCCUGCUUUUAGGAGAGGUUCGAUUCCUGGAGUUUCAUUUGGGGAAAUGAAGUUGCAGAUUAAGCUUGGAGUGCCUCGUUCUCUUCAUCACCAACUUGAUCUCGACAAGGUUAAGUCUACCUUCCCAUACGGGAAGAUUGUUAAUGUGGAAGUGGUGGAUGGAGGACUGAUUUGCUCGAGCGGCGUUCUAGUCGAAGAAAUGGGUGAUAAAAACGAAGAUUGCUACAUAGUGAAUGUCGCAGUUUACGUCGGCUACUAGUCUCUUCUUUCUUGUGUGUGUCUGUUUCAUCCCGAGCCGACUUCAUCCUCGUCUGUAGAACAUUUUAGUUGUAUAUUUUUGAUGUCCAAACCAAUUUGGCUUAGGCUUUGCAUCAACAAACAAUAUCUCAAUUUUUUCUGUUAAAAACAUGGGCUUAUGAGGAAAAAAUGUUACACACUC
Messenger RNA from Camelina sativa (false flax), 837 nucleotides. RefSeq lists its product as uncharacterized. NCBI's taxonomy places the organism in Eukaryota, Viridiplantae, Streptophyta, Magnoliopsida, Brassicales, Brassicaceae. The record is from RefSeq and is a predicted model, not a curated record.